GCCUUACUUAAAAUGGACAGUAUAGAACAAGAAGAGACAAUCUCUCAGCCCACUGCUCUCCAUCCUGAAGACUCCCAACACUCUGCUAUAAAGACUUCAGUCCAGAUUAAACGGGCCAAGAAGAAGAAGAAAUAAGCGCUCUAAUCGGCCAAAACAGAAAAAUCAACAAGAUAAUAGCCAAGAUGACCCUAACUUCGGUCUGGGUAAGGACAACCAUGAGCAUGAUGAGAGCAACUGGGGGAACUAUGAUGAGCACAUACUCCAACAGUUCUCUAAGAGACCCAGCAAAUCAGCUCUGUUUCAUAGUAAGAAAAAUCAGCAAGAGCAAGAAUCCUUCGGAGAGAGUUCCAAAAAACCCAUGAAUUCUGAUUUCAGACUGAAAUCAGUUGAAUACACCAACGUGCACAGGGAAACAAUCUCCUCUAAGAUGCAUUCAAUUGAUAACUUCGAAGAGAGGAAGAACAACAUUUGUGAUUGAUGAAGCAAUAGGUCUAAUUCACAUAUAAUGUCACCUAUGGACUCUUUCCUCAGGAAAAAGAACUAUAACCCUAAUAUGGGAAGUCCAAGUAGAGGCCAGCUAUGCGGUCUAACAAGUCUGAUAACUCCUUCUGGCACUAUUGGAGAAAGGUCUAUGGAAUCUAAACCGGCUUAUUGGACUAAUUCUAGAAAUAAUAGGCUACAAAAAUCCUCAAGAACCAAGACACUUAAAAUGGAAGAUAACGAAGGAAUCAUCCAACACAACAAGGACUACAACGAAUACCUUGACAAAAGAAUGAGGAGGAUCUUCUUUAAUUCUCCAAAUAAGGUCGUUGUUAAUGAAAACUGGGCCAAUAAUGAAAAUAUGUUUCAAAAAUAACAAUGUGUUCACUCCAGAUAUGACCAAGAGAGAUACCUUCCAAGAUGACUUCAGAAGUAGGACAACAAACACUUCAAAUAUGCAAAAUAUUAGCUUUCUGAAAAAUAAAAUUUUGCGCAAAAGACUCGUGAAAUCAGGCACAACGAAAAAUCUCUACAAAAAUAGCCCUCAAAGAGGACUAGUGAUCCAUAAGCUCUAUGACAAAAGGGAAUGAGAGGGCUUCAUUAAGCAAGAGGGGUUUCUAAAUAACGCACUCCCAGAUUUCUUCUCUAAGACUAAAAAGAUAGACACGAGCGAUGAGUUCAGAAUAAACUACUCAAGCUUUUUGAAACACAUAAUGAAAGAUGAGUCCAUGGAGAAGAGUAGGAGUAUGCCAAAGAUCAAGUAUGCAAAGUCUGCUGCUCAGACUUCCAGGUUAAAACAGAGCACUCUCCUCAACGUAGCUAAUAGACUUGUCAAAAAGAAUGAAGAGGCACAUGAGGACUCUGAAGAUAAAAAUGAUCAAGAAGAGCUCAAAAUACAGUACAAUAGCCACAAACCAGCCUUGCUCAACUAUAUCAAGUUCAAGGUGAUGAAAGGGGAAAAUGCUAGAACUGUUAGAGAGCCAUGUGAUGGAUAUAAGAUCAUUGAAAAUGCAUAUAAAAAUAUCAAGAAGAAAAAGAGCAAAGCUCCUUUCAUCAAGAAAACAAAUUUAGAAGAUGAGGAGUUAUUAUCUCAAUCACAGAUUUUCUUGUCAAAAACCGCGAAAUUUCAAUCACCUCGUUCUCCAAACACGAAUGCAAAGGACAGGGCUCUGAUCAAGAAAUACGUGUCUAUAAACAUCAAGAACUAACGAAUAGCCUCAUAUGCAUACCCUAGGUGGCCAAAUUAUCUGA
This is a messenger RNA of Moneuplotes crassus, 1731 nucleotides long. The record is from the annotation of a GenBank genome assembly. Lineage: Eukaryota; Ciliophora; Spirotrichea; Euplotida; Euplotidae.